AGGAAUCAUCCACUCGUGACUUGCGAGGCGGAUUCUCAUUCAAUAUUAUUUUUCAAAAACUCUCCUCUUCCGUCCAGCCAAGUUUCAAUUCCAGCCAAACUCAAUCCUCUCAGGCCUUCAAAAUUGAAACUUUAUUUAUUUUUUUCUUUCUAAAUUUGUAUAUUCUUAUUCCUAAAAGGAAUUUUGUUUCUUUCUUCAACUCAUAUUCCCCGAAUUUUUCUCACCAAAAAAAAGAAAUUCUAUAUCAAGAUGAUGAGCCAGAGGGACUGGUGAAGAAGAGAAGAGCCGAGUCAGACCGCGGGUUAGUGGGUUUCUGACGUUGUAGGAUCAGAUUGCAGUGAUGAUGAGGCCGUCUUCUUCUUCUUCCUCCUCUUCUGUUGGGAUUGUUUUUGCUGUUUUGGGUUUGGCGUUGAAUGCCGCAGUGUUAUGUAAUGGAGGAAUCACUAGUAGUUUUGUGAGGAAGGCGGAGAAAAGCGUUGAUAUGCCUCUUGACAGCGAUGUCUUUGCUGAGCCUCCCGGCUAUAAUGCCCCUCAACAGGUUCAUAUAACACAAGGAGACCAUUCGGGGAAGGCAGUGAUUGUGUCAUGGGUCACCAUGGCUGAACCAGGUUCAAAUACAGUGCUCUACUGGAGUGAAAAAUCCAAGGUCAAAAUGCAAGCAGAGGCAUCCGUAGUAACCUAUAAAUAUUACAAUUACGCUUCUGGUUACAUUCAUCACUGCACCAUCCGGAAUUUGGAGUUCGACACUAAAUAUUACUAUGAGGUUGGAUCUGGACACGUUAGGAGGAAAUUUUGGUUUGUGACUCCCCCUGAAGUUGGCCCGGAUGUUCCAUAUACUUUUGGUCUUAUAGGUGAUCUUGGUCAGACUUAUGAUUCAAAUAUGACGCUUACCCAUUAUGAAUUAAACCCAGCAAAAGGAAAAACAGUGCUGUAUGUUGGGGACCUCUCUUACGCUGACAACUACCCAAACCACGAUAAUGUUAGGUGGGAUACAUGGGGAAGGUUUGUUGAAAGAAGCGCUGCUUAUCAACCUUGGAUAUGGACGACAGGAAACCACGAGAUUGAUUUUGCCCCUGAGAUUGGUGAAUUUGAACCCUUUAAGCCUUUUACUCACCGGUAUCCAGUCCCUUUCAGAGCAUCAGAUAGCACCUCUCCCUCUUGGUACUCCGUUAAGAGGGCUUCAGCAUAUAUCAUUGUAUUGGCUUCUUACUCAGCAUACGGGAAGUACACUCCUCAAUAUGAAUGGCUCCAACAGGAGCUACCCAAAGUUAACAGGACAGAGACACCAUGGUUGAUUGUUCUUGUGCAUUCCCCAUGGUAUAACAGUUACAACUAUCAUUAUAUGGAAGGGGAAACCAUGAGAGUCAUGUUUGAGUCAUGGUUUGUAGAGUACAAAGUUGAUGUUGUGUUUGCUGGUCAUGUUCACGCAUACGAAAGAUCUGAACGUGUAUCCAACAUUGCAUACAAUAUCAUCAAUGGCAUGUGCACUCCUGUAAAGGACCAGUCUGCACCCGUAUACAUAACCAUUGGUGAUGGAGGAAACAUCGAAGGCUUGGCAAACAACAUGACAGAGCCACAGCCAAACUACUCUGCAUACCGAGAAGCCAGUUUUGGACACGCUAGUUUUGAUAUCAAGAACCGAACCCAUGCUUAUUACAGUUGGCACCGGAAUGAAGAUGGAUAUGCUGUGGAAGCUGAUUCUAUGUGGUUUUUCAACAGAUACUGGCACCCGGUUGAUGAAUCCUCAAGCUCAUGAGCCUUUUUUAUUUAUUUAUUUUUCUUCCUUUUUUGUCAUCUGAAUGGAAUAAACAGGUGUGAGUCCGUACUCUGUAGUACAUUAUUCCCUCUUAAUCCUUCCAUAAUCUGCAUUUUCCCGUUA
Vitis riparia (riverbank grape) is the source of this 1879-nucleotide messenger RNA. Its product is annotated as purple acid phosphatase-like. Bases 341 to 1756 code for a protein of 471 amino acids. Lineage: Eukaryota; Viridiplantae; Streptophyta; Magnoliopsida; Vitales; Vitaceae. The record is from RefSeq and is a predicted model, not a curated record. Gene Ontology annotation, molecular function: metal ion binding; acid phosphatase activity. The transcript has 8 exons.